CUACGCUCCGUCGACCGCGAACGUGGCGUCACGCCGCGGCUCUCAACAAGCACUAUACAUACAUUCAUAUCGGAUCGCGAUACGAUACGGAAACAAGUGACUUGUAAUAUGUGACGCUUUGUGAAAUAAAAACAUGAUAUUGCAAAUUAGAAUUCAAUACAGAUCGUUUGUACUCGUUGUAUACACAAAAAGUGAUGUAUAAAUAAUUUUGAGUCCUAACAAAUGAACUUACAAAACGAGCAUGACUGCUACAGUCGUUAGUUGAUAAAGGUGUUAAGAAAUAGAGCAAGAUGGCACGAUACAAUGGCAGAGUAUUGUCCAUUGUGUUCAGCACACUGCUCCUUGGGCGAGCUAUUGCAGCGCGUGGUCACACAGAAGUCCGCGUGGAGCUGCAAAUGGAGAGAUGGGCAGCCCGAGGCGGCUCCGUCCGGCUACGAUGCGUUCACGACGUGCCUCCACACCUCCUAGAUAAAGUCGUCUUCCUCCGCCACGGCACCAAGAUCUUCCAAUACAUUAGAGACAGGAAACCGCCAUACAGGAACUUCACGACACCCGGCGCUGUACUCAACAUCGCUCUCGCAACAGAGAACUCCAUAAUCCUGCAGAACCUUGACUUCGCAGCGAGCGGCAGCUACUCGUGUGAAGUAUCCCUUGACACACCUAUCUAUACAAAAGCGUCUCCUGAAAAGCAACUUACAGUAUUCCAUCCCCAAAAACACCACCCCCGUAUCGACUUUCCAAGUAGAUAUUUGAGCUUCGAUGAGACUCUCAGAGUGAACUGCACCAGCGCGCCUGCGCUGCCGGCGCCGCACAUCACAUGGUUUAUUAAUGGCAAAAAGAUGGAUGAAGUUCAAGCCAACUCCCACAAGUAUCGGGUGUCCAUGAGUGAACGCAGUUCACGGAGGGGUCUCCUCAAGACCUUUGAACCUGAAUCUGAAUCAAGCACUCCACCAAUCCUCGCACUCACACAUACAUCUCGUGUCGCUACAAGAGCGCCUGGCUGUGUACUUAAAGAGGCAGAAGGGCUUUCAAAACAUGAAGAAGAUAAUAAUAUCCACGGCUUAAGCAGACAUAAGAGUCGGAAACCGAGCCGAGGCAAGGAUUUGUACGUAACUGUGUCAGAGCUACAAUUAGUGGCAAAAGGAAAACUAGAAGUUACCUGUGUCAGUACUAUACCGGAGUUCAGGAGCAUAGAAGACAAGUUUGCGGAUGUGAGAAACGAGACCGUUAUAGUGGAUGUAAUACGACCUACGGCGCAAGAAGAAUUAGCCGCUAACCUCACUACGGGACAAAGCACAUCUGUGGCCAGCACUUCAAUUAUCUCCUCUUUUAUUACGCAUUUUAUAUUAGUUCUCUUUGUCAUUUGACUAAUAAUACCUUUUCAAUGUUUUUAGAAAUCAGGCUGUGAUAAAAUUAUUCGAGUUUAGACAUUGCUCGGGCUUACCAAUUAAAUAUUUAAUAGGCGAGCUUGACUUAAACGUGUUCUCUGGCUCACUGCUGUGAGCUUAUAACAAACCAUCGAUAUAAUGUGUAAUGUAAUUAACAUGCUACGGGCUAGUAAAAGCAUAGAAUUUCAACAAGUAUUUGGAUACUUUUGUAAUACAUUCCUACAUAUCUCUAUAUCUUAUAUCUAUAGUUCCUCUAAAUAGUUUCAAUAUAGGUAAUAUACCUAUGCAUAAUUCAAACAAGAAAUAAAUAUUUUAGCAGCGUCUGCUAAUGAUGUCCCUGGCAUAUUAAUUACAAAAAUAUCAUUGUGUUCCUUUUAACAUAAUAUUAAGUACAUAUCAUACUUGUUAAAUUAAGUAAUAUCCAAUAAACGCGAUCAAUAUUUUCAAAUUUAGAUUAAGACUUUCAACUUGAUAAGAUAGACUUUUGAAAAGAAAAUACCUAGAUAACAAAA
Zerene cesonia (dogface butterfly) is the source of this 1900-nucleotide messenger RNA. RefSeq lists its product as uncharacterized. Lineage: Eukaryota; Metazoa; Arthropoda; Insecta; Lepidoptera; Pieridae. The transcript has 8 exons. The record is from RefSeq and is a predicted model, not a curated record. The coding region runs from base 291 to 1367 and encodes 358 amino acids.